Aphanomyces astaci is the source of this 1110-nucleotide messenger RNA. RefSeq lists its product as hypothetical. The transcript is spliced from 4 exons. The coding region runs from base 1 to 1110 and encodes 369 amino acids. The record is from RefSeq and is a predicted model, not a curated record. Lineage: Eukaryota; Oomycota; Saprolegniomycetes; Saprolegniales; Verrucalvaceae.
AUGUCCCGCCGCUCCAGCUUGCAAGCAUCCCAGCCGACUCCCUCGUCGACCCCACUUACAACGAGGGUCAUUAGGCUAGGUGUAGCCUUGUUGGAAAACCUCGACCAACAGCGCUACGCUAAACGAGCCCGCUGCUCUACCGUUCUUGCUGACGAGCCCGACAACUUGGACUCGAACUCACCCAUCUACGACUCCAUUCUUGCUUCCCAGGGAGCUGAAGGGAUUGUGAUAACGACAAACUUCUCACCGUCUGAGUUCAACCUCAUUUGGACAGAGGUGCGCCAGUACAUCUUCCGCCAGUGGAAUGUCGGCUCUGGACGAAAGUCGGCGGUAUCUGCUCGCGACCUGCUCUUGAUGCUGUUCACGUCGUUAAAGGACUGCGGUACUUGGGACGUCGUUGCGGCGGUAUUGAAGCAAAAGCCGACGACCUUCGAGAAGCGCGUCAUGUCCUUCCUGAGCAAGUCGCCAAUGCAGGUGCUUGCGGAGUCGGGGCAUCGGUUCAAAAACUCUCCCGCUGCUCGGUACGCCACGGACGUCACGUUCCAGCAAACGAAUAAGUUCUACAAGGGCAGCGUGUCGGACAAGACCAUCUUCCACGAGAACAUCAACUCUCACCUGGCCAGUCUGGCAAAGCGCACCGGUGAGACGACGCUCGAAGACUCGGAGCCUGGCAUGGAGCAAUGGGCCGUUCUAGCUGACAAAGGCUACCAAGGUAUUCAGCACAAUGUCCGGGCGGUGCUGCCAUUGAAGAAGCCGAUAGGUGGCAUACUCACCUUUGCCGAGCAAGCGAAGAAUGACCGUAUUGCCAGCGAUCGCGUCAUCGUUGAGAACUACUUUGGUCGGUUGAAAACACUCUGGGCCACAUGUAGCGAUACGUACCGUUGGAGCCGAAAGAGCUACGACAUUGUGUUCCAAGCGUGUUUGGCCCUGACCAACGUCCAAGUCCGUCUCCAUCCCCUGCGUGCAGAAGAUGGUGAUUCCAAUGCCCAGUACAUCAAUCGACUCAACGCAAUCGGCGCAAAGAUCAUCAAGACGAAGAGAGCCGCUGGGAAGGCCGACGCCGAACUUGGCUUUGACAAUGAAGAUGGAAACAGCAGUUUUAUCAUGUAA